AUCGAAAACCUUGCUUGUUAUUUUGCUGGCAAAGAAGCUUGGGAGACAAUUUUCCCGGAAUCGCUGCUGUGCCUUAACAAAACCGGUAUGUUAUUUUAUAUUGAUUUUGUGCUAAACACCUUCCGAAUCGUGCUUACCGAUACCUUGUAUCUGGACAUGCCGAAAGAUUCGGAUCUGACCGAUUUCGUGCCCGACGAGCUGUGCCUACUUUGUGAUCGACAGCGACAGGAGCUGGCAGCUAACCUCAGGGAAAGGCAGCUACUAAUGUGCGAGUCGGACUCCGGUGUUUGUUCGUCGGCAUCACCACCAACUUCACCUCGUGCUUCACAGCCUGUGCCAUCAGCUUCGACUGAAGCGACACUACUGGGAAUGACGAAUCUGUAUGAAAGGACUCGUGAAGCAAUUAUGAGAAUGCAGGCUGCUCAGCAAUGUGAGUUUUAG
Molecule: messenger RNA, 441 nt
Organism: Cylicostephanus goldi
Lineage: Eukaryota; Metazoa; Nematoda; Chromadorea; Rhabditida; Strongylidae
Source: the annotation of a GenBank genome assembly